Molecule: messenger RNA, 548 nt
Organism: Camelus dromedarius (Arabian camel)
Lineage: Eukaryota; Metazoa; Chordata; Mammalia; Artiodactyla; Camelidae
Gene: CFAP144
Product: cilia and flagella associated protein 144
Exons: 4
Coding region: 81-485 (134 amino acids)
Cellular component (GO): ciliary base
Source: RefSeq, a predicted model, not a curated record
GUUGGCUGGGCACUAAGGAGCCUCAAGAGGAGAGGGCAGUGAGGAGGGUGGUACUGUCCGGACCCAGCUGUACCAAGGCCAUGGCUGCACGCCAGAAGGAGAUGAUCGCAGAUGAGGUCCACCAGAACCAGAUCCUGCGGGAACUGUACCUCAAAGAGCUACGAACUCAGAAACUCUACACGCAGUAUCACGUGAAUCCACUCCGCAAGGUUCACACAAUCACCAGAAAGCCCAUGUCCUGGCACGAUAACCUGGAGGAACCUGCAGAUGCCAAGUUCCUAAAUCUUAUUCACCAUGCCGCCCAGGGACCAAGGAAGAAAUACCCAGAGACACAGACUGAAAGCCAAGAAAUUGGAUGGAACUCUGAGCCCUUGGUCAGCCCGGAACGCGAUGACCGCAGGCUGAACCACUUCAGGGUCUACAACGACAUCACUCUGUACAAGGCCAAACUGUGGAGCUUGGGAGAAGAGGGCCGCCACCCGUAGUAUUCCAGCAGUGCUGUCAGCCUGCCUCUCAUGGCCAAAGUGUGUGCUGCCGGUUAAUAAAGA